This is a messenger RNA of Ctenopharyngodon idella (grass carp), 1594 nucleotides long. It is a transcript of the gene cdk2, whose product is annotated as cyclin-dependent kinase 2. Gene Ontology annotation, molecular function: ATP binding; cyclin-dependent protein serine/threonine kinase activity; cyclin binding. The record is from RefSeq and is a predicted model, not a curated record. NCBI's taxonomy places the organism in Eukaryota, Metazoa, Chordata, Actinopteri, Cypriniformes, Xenocyprididae. Gene Ontology annotation, cellular component: cytoplasm; nucleus; cyclin-dependent protein kinase holoenzyme complex. Gene Ontology annotation, biological process: signal transduction; regulation of gene expression; protein phosphorylation. Bases 227 to 1123 code for a protein of 298 amino acids. The transcript has 7 exons.
CUGUUUUUUGUGCUUUGUCGCGAGGGCGUGUUGUUUGAAACGCGGGAAUUGGCGUUAUUGAUGUUAAGUUGUGAUAUGACUUUCGGUUGCCUGUUUUUUUACGUAUUAAAUAAACGAUUUUAAUGUUUCUGAUCGUCGUUGUGCAACUAAAAGUGCUCUCGCCAACACAUCUGUUGUUUUAAAUAGAUUUAGAGUGGAAGUUUCCCCGGAAAAGGGGGAGUUUGACAUGGAGUCCUUUCAGAAAGUGGAAAAGAUUGGAGAGGGGACAUAUGGGGUGGUUUAUAAAGCCAAGAAUAAAAUCACUGGAGAGACUGUCGCGCUGAAGAAAAUUCGAUUAGACACAGAAACUGAAGGUGUUCCCAGCACUGCCAUACGUGAGAUCUCUCUGCUAAAAGAGCUCAAUCACCCAAACAUAGUCAAAUUGCGUGAUGUGAUACACACAGAAAAUAAGCUUUACUUGGUGUUUGAAUUUCUUCACCAAGACCUGAAGAGGUUUAUGGACUCAUCCUCUGUUUCUGGCAUAUCUUUGCCACUCGUGAAGAGUUACCUGUUCCAGUUGCUCCAGGGAUUGGCCUUCUGUCACUCCCAUCGGGUUCUUCACAGGGAUCUCAAACCCCAGAAUCUCCUGAUCAAUGCUCAGGGCGAGAUCAAACUGGCUGACUUUGGUUUGGCCAGAGCAUUUGGUGUACCUGUACGGACUUAUACACAUGAGGUGGUAACUUUGUGGUACAGAGCUCCAGAGAUUCUCCUGGGAUGUAAAUAUUAUUCUACAGCUGUUGACAUCUGGAGUUUGGGCUGCAUCUUUGCUGAAAUGAUUACUCGGAGGGCAUUGUUUCCUGGAGACUCUGAAAUAGACCAGCUCUUCCGAAUAUUUCGAACACUGGGCACUCCGGAUGAAUCUAUAUGGCCUGGAGUCACCUCAAUGCCAGACUACAAACCCUCCUUUCCCAAGUGGGCACGACAGGACCUGUCUAAAGUGGUGCCUCCUCUGGAUGAUGAUGGCCGAGACCUCCUUGCGCAAAUGAUGAUCUAUGAUCCUAACAAGAGGAUCUCAGCAAAAAACGCCCUUGUUCAUCGGUUCUUCCGUGACGUCACCAUGCCAGUGCCUCCCUUACGCCUGUAAGGGCACCAGUACUUCAGCACCAAUGGACUGAAUGCUGGGUCACUUUUUCUGAGAACUAUUUCCCAGCUGUUCGAAAAUUCAGUUUUAUAAUCUGAUCAGUUGUACCUUUUCUCAAUGUCUUUCUGGUUUAUUUUAAUCUGAAGUUUAUCCACUGCACCUUUGCAUUUCACUGGAAAACGUUUGUGCUAAUAGUAACAAUUUCAUUAAAAUUACCUGGAAGAUUUUUCAUAGGCGAGAUGUGGUGUUUCCUCAUCCUCGUAGUUUGGAGAUGACAUUCCAGUGCCAGUGGCCAAUAUAACGUGUGAAAUUGUAUUAUUCAUGAAUGCAAUAUGUACAUAUCACAUUGAAUGCUCUGUACCAGCCUUUUUUAAAGAUUAUAUUCUUCUAUUAAUUAUUUUAAAACUGAUUUCUUUUGAUAGUUUCAUAAAACAUAUGUCUCUGCAACUUCAAUUAAACUCAUGUUACAUCUUA